This is a messenger RNA of Pecten maximus, 2249 nucleotides long. RefSeq lists its product as uncharacterized. The coding region runs from base 73 to 753 and encodes 226 amino acids. NCBI's taxonomy places the organism in Eukaryota, Metazoa, Mollusca, Bivalvia, Pectinida, Pectinidae. The transcript has 5 exons. The record is from RefSeq and is a predicted model, not a curated record.
UUUAGUGCAGGAUUAUAACGAUAAUCUGUUGGGUAUAUGUUGUAUAAAUAAAGUGUGGUUUACUGAGGUAAAAUGUUACCUUUAGUGAGAAAUAUGGCGGAUCUUCUGACCAUUCUCCUGACUUGGUUUGGGAUGAUGCUGUCCUGUGAUGCUGGUCGUCAGACAGUCAAGUUUACCAUAACGGUUGGAACCGAAAAACAGUAUUUAACAUCACCGAACUACCCACAGCCGUACGGAAAUGUACUGACGUAUGAGUGGUACCUUACUGCCAAUACAUCUAUCCCUUACGGAGUGAUUCAGUUUAAGGUGCUCGACUGUCGGAUCAGGGAUGCCACACCAUGUUACGAAGAAGCUAUUGUUAUAUAUAACGGUCCUAACGACUGGUUCCCGGAGUUAGACUCCUGGUGCGGAUAUAAGUUCCCUAGGAACAUUCUUACAACUGUCCACCGGACAUCUCACGUGGUCUUUACCUCGAGCGCCAGACAUCACUCAAACCCUGGCUUCAGAAUCGAGUACUGGGCUAAAUCCAAACCGCCGAUACCAGUUAAACCUGUGGUCUUGACCUGGAUCCACUUCACUUUGUUUGGACUUUUCGGAUGUUCGAUUAUUUUACUCGCAUCAUAUAUAACAAUCACCACUGCCUUGCGAAAUAUCGACAAGCUCAUUCAUCCAAGAAAAACUUCUUCAUUACAUGACGUAACAAACAGCGAGGUUCUGUUCAUGUUGACAGUACAGAUGACAGGUGAUAUUUGAUAUAAGGUCUAAAGUAAAAUGAUGAAAAUAUGGCAAAAAUAGCUUAACCGCAAGAGUUUUUGGCAAAAAAUGCGGAUAUCUGAAAAUAGCCCUGAACUCCACAGUUAAUCAUUUGUCUUCAAAACAUUCCUCUUACAAUGUUAAGGCGCUUUUUUAAGCAUUGUUACUCAUUGAGACACCUAAAGUCACUUAAUACUUGAGAUUAUGGAAGGACGUUGCACAGCGAUCCAGAAACAGUGGGAAUUCUCUGAAAUUUUACCCCAACUAAUAUGCAGUAAUGGAAAGCUUUUUGCUACGAGCUGCAGUUGUGUACAAUAACUUACCAGAAGAUGUGACGAGUAUCCAUAAUUUGAACUGUUUCAAAAUUGAACGAGAUCAAGACCGGGAAAAUGUUGGUUUGUUAUAUAGUUUUAGAACAGAUAUACGAGUGUUACAUUAAACGUAGUGUGAACCAGAUCCAAACGCAUGUAAACAACAACACGUGGACGGCGGAUGACUGCUGUGAUAAAGCUGCAGCAGACGCUUUACUCCUUAAGAUGUUGAUUUCAUACAAUAUAUAGUUCCGAUAAGCUUGUCAAAAAGAACACCAAACACUCGGUUAACUCUGAUAAUUAAUUUCUUUUGUGAAUAAUACUGAUAUUUAUCAUUCAAAAAGAACAAUUGACACUGGUAAACAAGCAGACGAACAUAUGCAUAUGUGUGACCUCGUAAAAGUAGUUCCGGGUCAGGUCAUAGUGACGUAACCCUAUCGAGAACAAGAGCACGUUCAAAGAGCACGUGUAGCUUGUCGUUUCCCUAGGGUGAAAUUAAUAUAAUCUUUCAUCCCUUUUGGGGCAAGAUAGGGGGAUCUCAACCCAAAAAGGGUGAAUGAUUAUUUUUCUCUUACCCAGUUUUCCAAUCAUAGUGUGAACGAAAUCCAAACGUAUAUAUUUACACAUUUGCAAAGUUUUGUCACUAUAUAACAAUACCAGACCGAUUUGUUUACCAUUCUUGCAUGGAAACAUUGACCUUUGAACUUGCGUAUGAAAAUAUGACAGGGUACGGGAACUACUUUCGCCAAGUACAUGACUUUGUUUACAUUUACAAUUUAAGUUACAACGGGUUAUUUUUUAAUUUGAAAACUUAACUGUAUCAUCGGUUGCCUGUACCAGUGGUCCACGAGUAGAUAGCUGUCGUUCCGAGCCGCCGGCCCUUUGCCCUCCUGUAACUGUGUGCGAUCAACCGUCAAAACAUGCCGUUCCUUUCGGGAGUCUUUGGAUGUUGGACUAACAACGGCAUCACAGAGUCAAACAUCCAUAUCUAACACUUCCAGCUAUUUAAACUCUGGGUUGAUGACAAACAGCGUAUUCCACGGGUGCACAUUUAACUUCGGAAAACUGUAAACUCCUCACUGAUCACACGUGUCAGCGGCUGAGCGGGUAGCGAGUGCUUCGGUCGCGGUCUGUUUUCUGUUACUCUCGAUGAACGCGUGAUGAAAUGUUUCUUAAAAUAAAACA